AUGCUUUUAUUCUAUUAAUAAAUCAUGUUUCCACCUAUGUAUUACGUACAUGAUUCAAGAAUUUUUCUUCCUUAUUUUCUCUAUUGGGUUCGUAUUAUUGGCGAAAAGAUUUUUAUUCAAAUGCUAUGAAAUUCUAACCGAAUGCAAUCUAAAAUGCGGAAAAUUCAAAUCUGUUCUACGAAUGAUUAAAAUCAAGUAUGAAUUACAGCCAUCGUUUUUCUUAUUGCGUUUCUCGUUCUAUUACAUAGAGUAUACUACAUUUGAAAAAACAUUUUCUAAAUUCAACUUUUUUCCCUUUUUCGUCAAUGAAGAGACCACGAAUUUUAUGGUCCAUAUUUCGUGGAUAUCACAUAAGACAAACACAAAUUUACUACCAUUUUUUUUUUUCAAUCCGAUUCGCUUAAUGCAUACACAUCUCAAUCGUUUCAUUUAAUUCAAAACAUAAGAUAACAGUGAGAAAAGUGAGAACUGGUCAACAGUGUAGUAAAAUCUGGUCUGGAUCAGUAACGCGUGUUUUUUAUGGGGCACACUAGAUUUGGUUUUUUUGACAUUUGACUUGACGUAAAUAAUAGGCAAUGAAAAUCUAUACACACAUUUUAUUUCGUACUGCAUUUUCUGAAGCGCAGUGCAAAACAGAAUUUCGCAAUUUGGAGAAGGAAAAUUAUUAAAAUUGCACUUGGCUGUUUGAUGCAUUUACAGUGUGACAUUGUAUAAAAUCGAUACGUUUGAAGUUCAAAGUGAUAAAUAUUCGUCGCAUUCGGAGUAUAAAGUGAAUUUUUGACGAAAAAAAGUUCUAUUUGAUUACAUAAACUGGUUUUAAAAUCUGCAUAACGUGAAAUAUCAAUUCCAUAUCCGUAAACAUUUUUUUUCAUUCUCUUUCGUGUGCGCUCCUGUAUUUUGCAUUUGCAUGACAAUCGUCGACGGUUGCUUAGAAAUGGUCAACAUUCAUUGAAUGCUUUUCCAUCGUUAAUGGAAUAUGACAUCAAUGGAAAAUAUGUUAUAAAAAUCCGUCAAUAGAAAAAGCGCGUGUGAAAAUAACAAGAAAAAAAAAACAUAAAACAAUGGUUACAUGGAACACAAACAAGCGAAUAGUGCGUAUUUUGUUGGUGGGCGAUCCAGGCGUUGGGAAAACAUCUCUCAUUUUAUCAUUGGUGAGCGAAGAUUUUCUCGAAGAUGUUCCACCAAAAGCAGAAGAAAUCACUAUUCCGGCCGAUGUAACGCCUGAACAAGUACCAACCAACAUCGUUGAUUACAAUGCAUCUGAACAAAAUGAUGAUUCAUUGCACGAGGAGAUCAACAAAGCACACGUUGUUUGCAUUGUGUACUCAGUUGAAGAUGAAUCGUCGAUGGACCGCAUAAGUGAAUAUUGGUUGCCAUUGAUUCGUGACUCGGUGAAUGAAAGCGAACAACGUAAACCAGUCGUUCUAGUAGGAAACAAAAUCGAUUUGAUUGACUACUCAACCAUUGAUAAUGUGCUCGGUAUAAUGGAAGACUUCCCCGAAGUAGAAAGUUGCGUGGAAUGUUCGGCAAAAACUCUACACAACAUAUCCGAAAUGUUUUAUUAUGCACAAAAAGCGGUACUUCAUCCGGCGGCACCUCUAUAUUCGAUGGAAGAUCAAGAUUUGACUGAAAAAUGCAAAAAGGCUUUGGUUCGAAUUUUCAAAAUUUGCGAUAUCGAUGGUGAUGGAUUGCUCAAUGAUUUUGAAUUAAAUCAUUUUCAACGGCGUUGUUUCAAUGCCCCGCUUCAGCCGCAGGUACUUGAAGAGGUGAAAGCUGUGCUCAGUAAAAAUGUACCCGAUGGCGUUGUCAACGAUGCCGUCACAUUGAAGGGCUUCUUAUUUUUGCAUUGUUUGUUCAUUCAACGCGGUCGAAAUGAAACGACAUGGGCUGUAUUGCGUCGUUUUGGCUACAAUGAAACCUUAGAAAUGUCAAAGGAGUACCUACAACCGGCUAUCAAAAUACCACCGGGCAGUAGCACAGAGCUAUCACAUCGUGGUCAACAAUUUUUAACUAUGCUAUUCGAGCGGAAUGAUCGUGAUUUAGAUGGCGCCCUGUCGCCAGACGAGCUCAAAUCACUGUUUUCAGCUUGUCCAGCAUUGCCGUGGCCAUCGCUAUCCGAUCUACGUCGCAUAGUACCAACCAAUGAAAAAGGUUGGCUCACACUUCAUGGCUGGAUUUGCCGUUGGACACUUCAAACGCUGGUCGAUUUGCCUCGAACUCUGGAAUAUCUCGCUUAUUUGGGAUUUAAUGUGCACGAGAACGAAUCACAAUUAACCGCCAUACAAGUGACACGAGAACGAAGACUAGAUUUGGCUAAGAAACAAAGCAAUCGCACCGUGUACAUGUGUCAUGUCAUCGGACCGAAAAGCGCUGGCAAAACAGCAUUGUGCCGGGCACUCAUUGCUGAGGAUAUGAAGCGAUUGCUCGAACGAGAUUUUCGAAGUGGCUCACAUUAUUGCAUCAACAGUGUACAAAUUUAUGGUCAAGAAAAGCAUCUGGUUAUGCGUGAUAUUGAAGUUCGUCAAGUAUUGGAUCCGUUGCAGCCGCAGGAUGUUCAUUGUGAUGUGGCAUGCCUAGUCUAUGAUACAAAUAACCCCAAGUCAUUUGAGUAUAUUGCUCGGAUCUACAUAAAGUAUUUUGCCGAAAGCAAAAUUCCCGUACUGAUCACAGGCACCAAAGGUGAUUUGGCCGAGGUGCGGCAGGAAUAUCUAUUGCAGCCCGCCGAAUUUUGUCAGAAAUAUAAAAUCCUACCACCGCAAAUAUUUAGUCUGAAGCACAAUAAAAAGGAUUUAUACGUGAAGCUAGCUACAAUGGCCGCAUUUCCGCGGUUUCAGGCAGCAUGGAUAUUAUUUUACAGACAUCGUUUGGAGCAUCUUUGGGAUUCAACAAAUCUGAGACACUUCGGUCUCAUGAGUUCGGAUCCGCAGCUAUGGUGGAAGGCUGGCAUUGGAUUGGCGGCAGCAACAUGCUUCGGUUAUUUUAUAGUUAAGCUUUUUCAAAGAUCAACACCCAGCUAAAUGCGAUCAUAAACUUUUUACGUUCAAAUAGCUUCUCUUCAAUCACAUACAUUUAAAACAAAAGAAAAUCAAUUGAAUAAUUAUCGUGUAAAUAUAUUUUUUUAAGGAAAUCAAUUUGAAAAAGAAUCAUAUGAAUAAACAACAAAAAAAAAGAAGAAAAACAUUCAUCCAGUCAAAAUAAUCGGUCGACCCAUUUGUGUUAUAAUCAAAACAGAUGAUUAAAAAAAAAAUUGUGAUGUAUUUAAUCAUAGUUGUUGACGUAACGCGUUUAUUCAUCACAGCAAAUAAAACUUCCUUCACAUUUACAAAAUUAUGAAUGAAUCGUAGUGUUUUUAAGGCCAAACAAUGUUGACGUUGAAUCAUGCAACAAAAUAUAGUAACAGAUCAAUAAUCCAA
Messenger RNA from Sitodiplosis mosellana (orange wheat blossom midge), 3413 nucleotides. It is a transcript of the gene Miro, whose product is annotated as mitochondrial Rho GTPase. NCBI's taxonomy places the organism in Eukaryota, Metazoa, Arthropoda, Insecta, Diptera, Cecidomyiidae. Gene Ontology annotation, cellular component: mitochondrial outer membrane. Gene Ontology annotation, biological process: mitochondrion organization; small GTPase-mediated signal transduction. Gene Ontology annotation, molecular function: GTPase activity; calcium ion binding; GTP binding. The record is from RefSeq and is a predicted model, not a curated record. Bases 1062 to 3017 code for a protein of 651 amino acids. The transcript has 7 exons.